Molecule: messenger RNA, 1317 nt
Organism: Pichia kudriavzevii
Lineage: Eukaryota; Fungi; Ascomycota; Pichiomycetes; Pichiales; Pichiaceae
Exons: 1
Coding region: 1-1317 (438 amino acids)
Biological process (GO): carbohydrate metabolic process; GDP-mannose biosynthetic process
Cellular component (GO): cytosol
Molecular function (GO): zinc ion binding; mannose-6-phosphate isomerase activity
Source: RefSeq, a predicted model, not a curated record
AUGGAUUGUCUUUUCUCUCUGUUCUCUUUUGUCUAUAUUCAGCUUUCCUUUUGUUUAAAAGAAAAAAACAUGUCUGUAUUUAGAGUCGUUGGUGGUCCACAAAACUAUGCAUGGGGUAAGUUAGGUUCCUCUUCUGCAGUUGCAAGAUAUGCAGCAGCUAAUGAUCCAGAACACGUCAAGAUUGACGAGAACACCCCAUAUGCAGAACUAUGGAUGGGUACACAUCCAAAGGUGCCAACCAUAGUCUACGAGACAGGCAAACCAUUGUCUGAAUUGAUUGCGCAGAAUCCCUCCAAGUACUUAGGCGAUAAAGUUAUUGCGAAAUUCGGGUCUUCCAAAGAAUUGCCCUUCCUUUACAAGGUUCUAUCUAUCAAGAAGGUUCUAUCUAUCCAAGCACAUCCAGAUAAGAAGUUGGCACAACAAUUACAUGCCUCUGAUCCAGAACACUAUCCAGAUGAUAACCAUAAACCAGAGAUGGCGGUUGCAAUUACCGAUUUUGAAGCAUUCUGUGGAUUCAAGCCAUUGGCAGCAAUCAAACACGAGUUGGAGACUAUUCCUGAAUUUGCAGAACUAGUUGGCGAGAAGGCUACAAAGGAUUUCAUUGCAAAUCCCUCAAAGGAAAAUUUAAAGAAUGUUUUCCACAGAGUCAUGAGUUCAGACGAAACUUUUAUUGCUGAAGUUGCAACUAAAUUGGUCAAGAGAUCAGUCGAAGAACCAUCCUUAUUUGGUAAUGAAUUAGCGGAUUUGAUUCAACGCUUGAAUGAACAAUUUCCAAAAGAUGUUGGUCUAUUCUGCGGUUGCCUAAUGCUAAACCAUUGUAACUUGAAAUCAGGUGAAGCAAUGUUUUUACAAGCUCGUGAACCUCAUGCAUAUAUCUCCGGUGAUAUCAUGGAAUGUAUGGCUGCUUCUGAUAAUGUUAUUCGUGCCGGCUUUACUCCAAAGUUCAAGGAUGUUGAGGUUUUGGUCAGCAGUCUAACCUAUUCUACAAAUCCCGUCGAGGAACAAAAACAGCCACCUGCCCCAUUCCCUCGUGGUUCUGGUGAUGCAAAAUUUGCACUCUAUGACCCUCCAAUCGACGAGUUCUCAGUCCUACAAAUCAAGUUUGACAAUGCAGGUAAGGCACAAAUGAAAGGUAUUGAUGGCCCAUCGAUAGUUAUUGUUACCGAAGGUACCGGUAAAUUGAACCAAAACGAUGAGAAUAUCUCUCUUGAUGCAUUUGAAGGUGGUGUAUACUUUAUUGCACCAGGUGCAGAAGUUGAGUUAGUUAAUGAAUCUUCCAAACCUUUCAUCCUCUAUAGAGCGUUCUGCGAAGCUUAA